Messenger RNA from Neopsephotus bourkii (Bourke's parrot), 1642 nucleotides. It is a transcript of the gene PLXDC1, whose product is annotated as plexin domain containing 1. The coding region runs from base 30 to 1457 and encodes 475 amino acids. The record is from RefSeq and is a predicted model, not a curated record. NCBI's taxonomy places the organism in Eukaryota, Metazoa, Chordata, Aves, Psittaciformes, Psittacidae. The transcript is spliced from 14 exons.
GAGGGGGGGCCCCGCCGCCCCCCAGCACCAUGCGCGGGGGGGGCCUGAUCCUGCUCUGCCUGCUCCGCGCGGCGCUGGGCGCAGGACACCCCCAUGGGAGCCCAAUGAUGGGUGAAGGCCCAGGGAGCGAGGGGACCCACAUCAGCCAGGACCUGGUGGGGGGCAGCUUGGCCAUCGACACACUGCCAGCCAAUGAGACACGGAUCGUGGAGGACAACCACAGCUACUACGUGUCACGGGUCUACGGGCCGGGUGAUGCUCGGCUGAGGGGGCUGUGGGUCGACUUGGCCACGGCCAACAGGAGCCAAGUGAAGAUCCAUGGGAUCCUCUCCAACACGCACCGACAGGCAUCGAGAAUCGUCCUCUCCUUCGACUUCCCCUUCUAUGGCCACCUCCUGCGGCAGGUCACGAUAGCGACCGGUGGCUUCAUCUUCAUGGGGGACGUCAUCCACCGGAUGCUCACGGCCACGCAGUACGUGGCUCCCCUCAUGGCCAACUUCAACCCCAGCUUCUCCCGCAAUUCCACCGUCCAGUACAUGGAUAACGGGACGGUGUUCGUGGUGCAGUGGGACAAGGUCUAUCUUCAGGGGAAGGAGGAGAUGGGCAGCUUCACCUUCCAGGCAGCGCUGCACAGCACCGGCAGGAUCGUCUUUGGGUACAAGGAGAUCCCCGUGCCGGUCCUGCAGAUCAGUGCCACCCAGCACCCUGUGAAAGCCGGGCUCUCCGAUGCCUUCAUGGUCCUCAACCCAUCUCCUGACGUGCCUGAGUCCCGCCGCCGGACCAUCUACGAGUACCAUCGCGUGGAGCUGGACACCAGCAAGAUCAGCAACCAGUCAGCUGUGGAGUUCACUCCCCUGCCCACCUGUCUCCAGCAUCAGAGCUGUGAAAUGUGCAUGAGCUCGGAGCUGACCUUCAACUGCAGUUGGUGCCACGUCCUGCAGAGAUGUUCCAGUGGCUUCGACCGAUACCGUGAGGAGUGGCUCUCCUAUGGCUGCGGGCAGAAGGCUGAUGAGAAGACCUGUGAGGAUUUAGCAGCUGGUGAGCACUACUCAGCACCUCCAGAGAGCUCUUCCUCCCCGCUGGAUGAGCACAUCACCACCUCCACGUCCUCGCUCUUCAUUGACGGCCUCACUACAGAAGAUGACACGAAGCUCACUCAGUAUGCAGGCAGUGAAGGGCUGGGAAGCAGCCUUCCUUCCAAGCAAGCCAGCGCCCCGAUCCACACCGGCACGAUCGUGGGGAUCGUCCUGGCCGUGCUGCUCAUCGCAGUCAUCAUCCUCACUGGCAUUUACAUCAACAGCCACCCCACAUCCACCGCUGCCCUCUUCUUCAUUGAGCGAAGGCCACAUCACUGGCCUGCCAUGAAGUUCCGAAACCACAGCAACCACGCAACGUACUCCGAGGUGGAACCAGCCAGCCAGGAGAAGGAGGGCUUUGUGGAAGCAGAGCAGUGCUGAGCGCUUCUCCCCCCUGCGCCUCAAACCUCCCAUGUCUCAAGUGUUGGAGUCUUCUGUUAUCCUAUUGCAAAGUCUUUCCCCUCUUGGAAAAGAAAGAGCGAGUAGGGGCAAAAAAAGACCCAAUGGAGCAUUUGAAGAGUGAGGUGGGAUGAUGUGGGGCUGGAUUUCCUGGAUUCCUCCCGGGA